Molecule: messenger RNA, 8562 nt
Organism: Bombina bombina (fire-bellied toad)
Lineage: Eukaryota; Metazoa; Chordata; Amphibia; Anura; Bombinatoridae
Gene: R3HCC1L
Product: R3H domain and coiled-coil containing 1 like
Source: RefSeq, a predicted model, not a curated record
GCCUUCAGCCGGAUGGGAACUAGAUGUUACCCUAAAUAAUACAGAGCAAUAGCAUUCGAAUUCCGUACUUGAGCGCGUUUGGAGACAGAAGCAGCUUUCAAUAAUGUAUAUCAGUCAGUGCAUGGUCGUAGUCUAAUUCCAGCCAGGAAAGUAGAUGUACGCCUUAGGGAUCGGUAAACAAGACUGUACCAAUGGAUCUUCUAGCGCAACAUGUUAAUAUCCAUGGAGAAAGGGUAGUUGCAAGGCCUGGAGUGAGGUUUUUCAUAUAACAGAUUAAAUCUUUAAUAAACUGCAGGACACAAUGGAGAGAGGCAAGCCUCGCCCUAGACGGCCUGAUAUGGCACUUUAUGUGCCCAAAGCAAGGCGUGAAAGGCCAACCAAUGAGAACAGUGGCCUUGAAACUCCCUCUGAACAGACGUCCGACAGCAGUGGCAAAGCUUGUAGACCUGUGAACAAUGAGAAAAGAAUGGACAUAAAACAUACUUCCCUAAAGAGUAGACAAGGAGAUAUUAAAGGAAUAUCUCCCGUAUUAUUAAAACCAGCAGAUGAUCAUGGGAGACUUUCUGAAUCUGUAGGUUCAGCGAAGCCAUCAAAUAGGAUCCCGGAUCAUAUAAUGGUAGAAACUGCAGAAUGUGAUUCUGUACUUGAGGCUAAGAGUACAAAAAUUAAUGAGGAAAAGAAAGUACUGGUGAUGUGUUCAGAUACAAUUGUUGAGCCUACACAACAUGACAAUUCUUCUAUUGUUGCCGAGCUCAGCUAUGUAUCAAUGAAAACUGAACAGGUCCCUGUCCAAUUCAGUCCACACCUUCAUAAUAGUCAGAAAUGGUCAGCAGAGAGGCAGGGGGAGAAAGCUAGGCCCAGGAAAGAAAAACAUGUGAAGAAACAGAGUUGUACUAGGAUACCUCAGGUCUUUGAUACAACUUGUUCAGGUUUAAACCAAAAAGAGCAUAUGUCUUCAGCAAACAUAGCCAGAUAUGGAAACUGCAAGAGAAGGGUAAAAGUGAGUGAAUCUGUGCCUCUAUGUGAUAGAUUCUUAGACUCCUCUCAACAUGGUAGCUUUGAGGAAGUAUCCCAAAAUGAAACUUGUGCAGCUGAGAAACAGGAUGAUUUAGCUUGCAACAUACUUAGCUCUGAAAUCGUUUCUGUGGUUGAUAAUGUCACUAAACGCAUAACCGAGAUACCGAAAAUGUGUUCUGAUGAUAAAGAUAAAAUAAAUAAUGCAUAUUUGUAUGAAAAAGAGAGAGACAGUGUUAUACAACAAGGUUUAUUACAUGGAGAUGUUUCAGAGCAGAUAAGCCCAGAUAAAAUGAGCAUUUCCUGUAGUAAUACCACGAUCAUGAAUGCAGAUGAAGGGAAUUGGCAGUUUGUGAGGGAAAAUUCAGAUGUGUGUGAGAGCACUAAAUUCCCAGCCCCAUGUCAUACAACUCAUGAGCCCCAAAUGAUGACUGGGACUCUGGGAUUAUCAAUGGACAGGAGUGAAGGUAGCUGUAAUAGAGAGAUGGAGGUAGAGGAUAAUUAUAAUCUUACAAAAAGUAUUUGUUCAGCUGAGGCAUGUGCAGAAAUAGUAUCAGACGGGCCUAGUGCAAGAUUGUACAUAGACAUAGGUACUUCACAUGAUGCAAAAGCCAAAAUUACACAGGGUGCAUUCACAGGGACUAACCCUAACAUUACAUCAAUAGGUGCCUUAUGUGACAGCAAAUUUAACAGUUUGGAAACCUCAAGUCUGACAGCAUCCAGUAACGAGGUUAUCUUAGAAAAUUUCUGUACAACAAAGAUCAGCAAUACUCAGUAUGUGGAAGAACCCUUGCUGACUGUUUCCUGCAGAUCUGAUCAUGUGGAAAAAUGCAUUGUGACCGAUUCUGGCAUCACUGACCAUGAAGAAAAACUCUGUGUGACUGAUUCUAACAUCAGUGACAGCCUUGGAAUACCCAGUGUGACUGAACCCGGCAACAGUGACAGUAUGGUGGGAACUUUUGUGACAGAGCACAAUAACAGUGAUAACCUGGAAAGACCUACCUUGACUGAGCCCAGCAACUGUGACAACCUGGAACGAACUGCUGUGACAGAGCCCAGCAAUGUUGACAACUUGGGAAGACCUUGUGUGACUGAGUCCAGCAACAGUGACAACCUGGAAUUACCUUAUGUAACUGAGACCAGCAACGAUGACAACCUGGAAAGACCUUGCGUCACUGAGACCAGCAUCGGUGACACCCUGGAAAGACCUUGUGUCACUGAGACCAGCAUCAGUGACAACCUGGAAUUACCUUAUGUAACUGAGACCAGCAAUGAUAACAACCUGGAAAGACCUUGUGUCACUGAGACCAGCAUCAUUGACACCCUGGAAAGACCUUGUGUCACUGAGACCAGCAGCGGUGACAACCUGGAAAGACCUUGUGUCACUGAGAACAGCAUCAGUGACAACCUGGAAAGACCUUGUGUCACUGAGACCAGCAUCAGUGACAACCUGGAAAGGCCUUGUGUCACUGAGACCAGUAUCAUUGACACUCUGGAAAGACCUUGUGUCACUGAGACCAGUAUCAUUGACACUCUGGAAAGACCUUGUGUCACUGAGACCAGCAUCAUUGACACUCUGGAAAGACCUUGUGUCACUGAGACCAGCAUCGGUGACAACCUGGAAAGACCUUGUGUCACUGAGACCAGCAUCGGUGACAACCUGGAAAGACCUUGUGUCACUGAGACCAGCAUCGGUGACACCCUGGAAAGACCUUGUGUCACUGAGACCAGCAGCGGUGACAACCUGGAAAGACCUUGUAUCACUGAGACCAGCAGCGGUGACAACCUGGAAAAACCUUGUGUCACUGAGUUGAGCAGCGGUGACAACCUGGAAAGACCUUGUGUCACUGAGUUGAGCAGCGGUGACAACCUGGAAAGACCUUGUGUCACUGAGUUGAGCAGCGGUGACAACCUGGAAAAACCUUGUGUCACUGAGUUGAGCAGCGGUGACAACCUGGAAAGACCUUGUGUCACUGAGUUGAGCAGUGGCGACAACCUGGAAAAACCUUGUGUCACUGAGUUGAGCAGCGGUGACAACCUGGAAAGACCUUGUGUCACUGAGUUGAGCAGCGGUGACAACCUGGAAAGACCUUGUGUCACUGAGUUGAGCAGCGGUGACAACCUGGAAAGACCUUGUGUGGUUGAGCCAAGCAGCGGUGACAACCUGGAAAGACCUUGUGUGGUUAAGCCCAGCGAUGCAAACAUUUUGAUAAAAGCAUUUGUGACCAAGUCUAGCAGUAUCAACACUGUUGAAAAAUCUUUUGUGGCCUCCUCCAAAGAGACUGUAACUAAUGUUACCUCAGCUGGGCUUAGUGAAGCCUCUGAUGCUAAUGAAAGCUGGGAUUCACUUUUUAAUGAUGAUGGGGAAUGUGUGGACCCUCAUCUUGUGGAACAGCUUGCCAGCAGUUGCAAGGCAGAAGACAACCUACAAGACCCCAGGUUCAACUAUUAUAAAUAUGAUUUUGAAGAAUCAUCAAUGGAUGAUCCAGAACUAUCUCACGUCAUCGAAAUCUAUGACUUCCCAGCAGCAUUUAAAACAGAGGAUUUAAUCCUUGCUUUUGCCAACUACCAGAAAAAAGGAUUUGAUAUUAAAUGGGUUGACGAUACACAUGCCCUUGGUGUGUUCUCAAGUCCAAUAACAGUAAAGAGCGUCCACAAACCUCUGCAAUUCUUGCAAGAAGACUUGUUAUUAAUGCUUUGGGUGUGAGAAAUCCCCAGUCCAGAGCCGAUCGAGAUGCUGAAAGGAAGAAGCUUAAGGAAGCUAAAGAGCGAAGGAAGUUAGAAGCUAAGCAGCGUGAAGAUGCCUGGGAAGGAAGGUGAUGACACUGAUGUUUGAACACAGCAAGAAGACUGACGUGUCUAUAAAUGAGAGCCUUCAACAGGCAUAAAUUAUUCAGUUUGUAGGACAUAUACCAAAUAAACUGUUAUUUAAGGUUUUGCUGAGCUUUGGAAGAUUGACGUUUAUCUUGAACAGCAGGUAUUUUCAAGUGUAGGAAUUGCUUUAUAAUAGGAACUAAACCAUGGUGGGCUUGUUAAGGAGUGAUGGUUUUACAAGUCCCACACCAUUCUCUUAAAAAGAAGCGUGAAGCAUUAAGAAUAUUUUUUCUUUCUAUUUCAUUGUUAUUAAUCUUAUUUUUAAAGACAUUUCUGUGUGUUCAGAAUGUUAACUCUGUAGCCAGAGAUGAUAGAUGAAGAUUGGUUUGCUUUUUUGGGGAAAGUAAAUUGAUUAUGUAGCUUUGACUGGCAUAUAUCUUUCACUGUCCAAAGUGUGUACCAGGGUAUAUUGUUCUACUGAUUCUCUGCAAGCUUCUGUCUGUAUGUUGUGUGCACACUGUUUUGUAAUGUUCCCAGUGACCGUGUUGCGUUUGGCAUUCUAUUCCAGGUACUGGAUUUAAAUGUUUUAUUUAAGACACAUUUUAAUUUCUUUUUAUUCUCAUGAAGUUUCUUUGCAACAUUAGGGAGAGACGAUUAUUUUAGUGUAAGUAGUUUAGCUGAUAAAGGAAAUGUUCUAGCUAAUAAAAUGUGCAUUGAUACUGUCAGCAUUAAUUAAUUUUAAAAAUAGAAUCAUAAUGUCCAAAAUCGACAUUGUAGUUGCUAGAAACUACCCAUUAUCACGGUAUAGUUAUCACGGUAUAGUUCUGUUAAUUUCUGCCAAUCGGUUCUCAGUGAUUGUUUUGUUUUGCAUAGUUUUAUUAACCAGACUGCUAGAUCAUAGCUUUGUGUAAUCCAUUCAACUACUCUGAGAAAUAGUUUAUUUGUGAGCAAAAUAGAUACAAUGAAAAUGUGUUAUUUAUUAAUAACAAAAUAAUUUUUUAAAUGUAGAGAUGUUAGUUCAUUUUCUAAUUAAACCUAUUUCUACGUGGGUGGAGCCUAGCACAGGACUGCUAAAAAAUCUUAGCUUUGCUUUAACUUUUUGUGUAUAAUGUGAACAUCUGUUUAACAUGAAGUGAAAAGCUUGACAGCAUUUAAGUGAUGGUAAACUGUACAUGUUUCAAAACCUGGUCCGGAAUAUAAGUGAUAUUUUACAGGAAUUGAUCACUUCUAAUGAAGAUGCGUUAUAAGUUAUUUUUUAAUCUACCCGUGUCAUUCUAAUACACCACAGUCCAGCCGCCCACUUUAAACUUCAUAUUUUUUCUGAGCUAGCAGUUUGAACUGUACUCCAGUGGGCGCUCUAGCUACAAAGAAUGUACUGUACAGCUUAUUGGAGAGCAGUUAAAACCGCUUUGAAGUGGCGGCUGGAUCGCCGGGUAUUAGAAUGUCACGGCUAGAUUAAAAAAUAAAUUACAGCCCAUCUUCAUUGCAAGUAAUCAAUUAUGGUCCCUAUAAAAUAUUGCUUAGAUUACGGACCUGAUUUUAAAACAUGUAAAGUUUACCAUCACUAAAAUGUCCAACAUGGUUUAUAAUAAUACUGUGCUCUUUCCAUUCUCCUUAGAUUUUAGGUUUUCAAAAUUUUGGAAAUUGCUUAAUCGUGUAUUUGUUUACAGCAUCUUGAAAACCUAGGUUCUAAAAUGUGCUUUUUAGCCUCUAUGGAGUGUGGGCUAAGCAUAGUUUUAAACAAAAGCAAGCGGUGUUUAAUGUGCCUAUAAUAGCAGAUUUAUAUUUUGGCCCACCCGAGUAGCACUCACCAACAAAUAUUGGUACCAUUUUAUAAAGGGUCAGGCAGAAACCUAAAGCCUAAAACUUUCCUUGUCAGUAUGUAUGAUUUAAAUUUCUAGGCAUGUGCAUUUGCGUAAUUUGCUAGCUGCUGAAUGGGGAAGAUGUGCAAAUCUAGAUCUUAAUGUGUUGCGCUUUCACAAGCAAAGAAAUCCGUCUCCGAAAAGUAGGGAUGCACCGAAAUUUCGGCCGCAGAAAAUAUCGGCCGAAAAUGGCAUUUUUGGCUAUUUCGGUUUUCGGUUUUUUUGCCUGUUAUUUUCGGUAAAAUUAUUGUGUAGCAUGUUUCAAAUUUGAUGCUAGCCUAGAGCUGCUGUUUAAGUUUAUUACUUGACUUACUGUUCUGCAUAUAAUAAAGUUUUCUAGGACUAUACUUUAUUUGGAUAAUUGGCAAAAAAAAAAACCUCUUAAAUAUGAUUCUGUUACAUAGAACUAAAUGAAGAAUAAUACAUUAUAAUUGUUUUAAGUAGGGAUGCACCAAAAUUUUGGUCGCAGAAACAUUUUGGCCGAAAAUUGCAUUAUUUUUUGCCUGUUUUUUUUUUUCUUAGUAAAAUUAUUGUGUAGCAUAUUAUUGUUUUAAGAUAUUUUUGUCCAAUUUUAGUGUGUUACUUUCAAUAAAAGUGUGGGCUUUUUUAUUGGCUCUAAUUAUGCAAAAAAAAAAACAACUAAAAAAAAAUUAAUUUGAAAAAAUACAUUUUCGGUAUCAGUUUCGGUUUUCGGCCAAGUGCAUUCCGGAUUUUCGGAUUCGGUUUCGGUCCAGAAUUUCCAUUUCGGUGCAUCACUACCGAAAAGAGAUGAAUGCCGCUGGUGGACGCCAUCUUCCCCAUUUAGCAGCUAACAAAUUACUCAAAGGCACAUGCCUAUAAAUUUCCUUUUUGUCUUCUUUGAUGCUACCUAACCUUGUGUCAAAACCUAUAUAUACUGUUUAGAGUCCUGCCAUGCACUGCUAAAGAAAAUUUGGUGUUCAUAGUAAUCCAAACCAUAGUACAAGUUAUGGCUUCAAACACAGUCGAUUAUAGGUCUAAUUAUUUGCCUUUUUUUUGUGGUUUUAUAUUAUGUUUUUCGAUAUUAUUUUACUUUACAGUUUAUAUAAACAUGAUGGUUAAAUAUAAAGUCUUGAAUAUUUUUCUACAUAACUUUGCACCUAUCUUCAAAACCACUUUUCAAUAUUGUAUAAGGCUAUUUCCAGCACUUUGGCAAAUACAUAAUGGAUUUGAUUAGGAAUGUGCCCCUUAAUGUGGAUUUUGACUGUGAUUCUGAUAAAAAUCAUUUAAAUAUUGUCUUUUCUCAGGUUAUGAAAAGCAAAUGGAAUUUUGUAAAAAGUUGUUUGAUAGUGUAAUUAUUUAUUUUUUAUACAAUUGCAAUAUUGUUUUUUUUUAAUGUGUUAAUAUCUUUUAAUAUAUAUGUGUACAUUUUUUUUUCUUUUUACUUUUCUAAUACCUCUUGAAAAGAUGUGAAAAUGUGAGUGCUUUAAAAAUCAUCUCGCUGAUUUUAAACUGGAUAGUUAUUAAAACCAUAAACCUUUUAAAAGCAAGGAUCUGAUACCAUCCAGACACUUUCAGACUCUGACAUGUUUAUAUAGUUCACAAAUUGUUUUCUUUCAUACAGGUGGUGAGAAUCCACAAUCCAUUACUCCUUGUGAUUACUCUUCCUGGCCACUAGGAGGAGGCAAAGAUUCCCAAACCUCAAGAGCUCAAUAAAUCCUCUCCCACCUUACUAGAAACUAGUCUUGUCUUUGGAGGUGUUCUCCAACAGAGCUGAGGCCCAAUUUCCCCUCAGAGUGUUGCUGUUUGAAGGAGGGAUGUGUUGGAUAAGUGCACAGUUACUCCUUAUGGUAGUUAGUCACAAGCCUGCCACAGGUGUUAUGGGGACCUAUCCUUCACCUCCUCCUGUUGGGUCAUCAGUAUACUCCUAUACUGAUGACCCAGAAUUUUUUCAACAUUUCUGGGUACUCUUGUCGGUGUUAAGAGCCCAGUGUACUUAAUCAUUAUUUCUUUACCUAGAUGAUACCUUGGUUCAAGCUCCAUCUUUUCAUUUAGCUGUAUCUCACAUCAGCAGGCACUUUUUGUUGUUUCUUCAGCAGCAUGGUUGUAAAAUACAUUUUGCAAAAAGUUCUCUUCUUCGACAGUCACUUUUCUGUGUGUUCAAAUAGACUCAAUCUCUGAGACUUUCUUUGACUGAACAAAGAAGGUUUAAGCUGAUUUCAGCUUGUUCAAAUGUUCAGUCUGUUCGGUGUCCUUCAGUAGCUCUUUGUAUGGAAGUUCUAGGCCUAAUGAUUGCCACUUUGCAAUACCAUUUUGUUUUCUCGGUUUUACGUGUGGCCUCUCCAGCUUUGCAUGCUCUGGCAAUGGUGCAGGGAUCAUACUCCGCUUUCUCAGAAUUUAUUUGGACUCCAAAUUAAGACAGUCCCUGUCUUAGUGGCUGGAUCAUCAGUCUAUUAUUCUGGGCGCUUCUUUUGUUCGUCCUGUCUGGACUGUGACCACAACAGAUGCUUGUCUUUCAGGCUGGGGUACAGUCUAGGGGUCUCAGAGAGCACAGGGAGUUUGGUCAUCUCAGGACGAGAGGAUACCAAUAAAUGUUUUUAACUAUGUGCGAUUUAUUAAAGGGACACUCCAAAUUUUUUCAUUUGUGAUUCAGAUAGAGCAUGCAAUUUUAAGCAACUUUUUAAUUUACUCCUAUUAUCAAUUUUUCUUCGUUCUCUUGCUAUCUUUAUUUGAAAAAGAAGGCAUCUAAGCUAUUUUUUUGGUUCAGACUCUGGAGAGCACUUGUUUAUUGGUGGGUGAAUUUAUCCACCAAUCAGCAAGAACAACCCAGGUUUUUCACCAAAAAUGGGCCGGCAUCUAAACUUACAUUCUUGCAUUUCAAAUAAAGAUACCAAAAGAAUGAAGAAAAUUUGAU